UAUUGCCACUGCUCAUUCUAUUUAAUUUAACCCUUCCUCUUCGCUCCCUUCUCUUCUUUCUUAAUAAUAUGUCCUAGCUAGCUCCUUGGAUUCAUACCAUACCAUCGAUCCUUUUAAUUCCUUCAUUCUCUCCUUGGGGAUCCUGAUAUCUUGUUGAGGUGCAACUACAAUGGAGGACGAGGGCAUGGAUUUGCCCCCUGGCUUCAGAUUCCACCCCACGGACGAAGAGAUCGCCACCCACUACCUCACACCGAAAAUCCUCGACCAUGGCUUCACUGCGAGAGCCAUGGGAGAGGUGGACCUCAACAAGUGCGAGCCUUGGGAUCUUCAGAGCAAGGCGAAGAUGGGGGAGAAGGAGAUGUACUUCUACUGUCACAGGGAUAGGAAAUACCCUACCGGGAUGAGAACCAACCGGGCUACCAAAGCUGGCUACUGGAAAGCCACAGGAAAGGAUAAGGAGAUUUACAGAGGCAAAGGGGUCCUCGUCGGCAUGAAGAAGACCCUUGUUUUUUACAAAGGAAGAGCUCCCAAGGGCGAGAAGACCGAUUGGGUCAUGCAUGAGUUCAGGCUCGAAGGCAAGAAUUCCCUCCCCAGUCUCCCCAAAUCUGCAAAGGAUGAGUGGGUUGUUUGCAGGGUGAUCCACAAGAAUUUAGGGGCGCCGGUGCUUAAGAAAAACUCUACGUCGGAUGAGAUCGUGCAGUCUACCACUUUGCCUCCCCUAAUGGAUCUCCCCAGUUACCUCGAGUACUCCGACAUGAUCGGCAUGCCUGGCUCAAGCUUCCUCGAUCAAGAUCAGGUAGCAGCACUUUUUGACUUCAAAGGUUUCGAUCAGAACCAGCAGCAGCAGCAGCAACAGAUGGCGAUCUCAAAUAUUCCUCUUCCUCCUCGUGAACAGUUGGGCUGCUUGCACCAUGACGAGGCAUUAACGCUCAGGGCUCUGGCUGCUGGGAGCAAUUACGAUGAGGAAGCUGCAGCAUCCGGUGCCAUGAUUAAGAGGCACUGCAAGGUAGAGCAGUGCUCGAACCAAUCCUUGGGCUGCCCUUCGCAGGAUACGGGCCUUAGCACUGAUCGCAACACCACCGAGAUCUCCUCUGUCCUGUCGAGGCAUUUCGAUGAUUUCGACGACUGGACGAGCUAUGCAUUCUACGGUUGAACUUAAUUAAGAUUUGGUUCUUGAUUCAUAUGGUAGCGUCAUUGAUCUUAUUGCCAGAGCAUGGGUAUUAUGCAUGCAUUCUAAUAGGAUUUAUAUACUCUCAAUUGUGUAUAUAUAUAAAUUGAUCUUUUAGUUCUUAUUUUGGAUUUCUAAACAGAUUUAAGUCUCUUAAUUACUGUACGUGAUCAGAAGCUGUGAAGACUAAUUGAUGGAGUUUUACUUCUUUUGUAAUUGCUGUGAUUUGUUGUUUUAAUUAAUGAAAAUAAUUAAUGGCCUUGCGCA
Molecule: messenger RNA, 1435 nt
Organism: Zingiber officinale
Lineage: Eukaryota; Viridiplantae; Streptophyta; Magnoliopsida; Zingiberales; Zingiberaceae
Product: NAC domain-containing protein 92-like
Exons: 3
Coding region: 170-1153 (327 amino acids)
Biological process (GO): regulation of DNA-templated transcription
Molecular function (GO): DNA binding
Source: RefSeq, a predicted model, not a curated record